Molecule: messenger RNA, 4230 nt
Organism: Alternaria arborescens
Lineage: Eukaryota; Fungi; Ascomycota; Dothideomycetes; Pleosporales; Pleosporaceae
Exons: 1
Coding region: 1-4230 (1409 amino acids)
Source: RefSeq, a predicted model, not a curated record
AUGACACAACCAUCCCCACCGCCUGCAAGCCAUCAUAGCGGCCAUAACGACAACCACGACCCAAUCCAACUCGAUCGGACUGUCCCGACCCACUUACGUCCUGCACAGAUACACCCUGACAACCUCCACGACCUCUAUGAACUCAUCGCUGCAGCCAAGCACGUAGUUGAUUGCUGUGGCAUGUAUACCCCUCGACUACGAGAAGCAUUAUCUCAUGAACUCAUGACGGCGAAAACUCGGAUCGCAGAAGUUCAAGGAAUAGAGGAAGAACUUAGGCAAGAUAUUAUCAUACUGAGAGAUGAAAACGCGGUGCUAAAGGGGAAAGAUGAGACGUUGUGUGAAGAGAAUGCGGUGCAGGAUGGGGAUCUUGAUGCUGGAGGGGAUAUGAUGCAAGCGUUAGCGGAGCGUUCACAGCAUUUGCAUCAGGGCGUUCAGGAUCUGAAUUGCAUGAUGCAGGUGCUCGUAGAGGAGGUCUCUUCGAAAAAAGAGGAUAUGGAAGAGAAUGAGCAUGAGGCAGCUGGUCAUUAUUUCGAGGGUGGAUGGGAAGACAUGGCGAAGUUUUGGCGAGAUGGAAUGCCUGUAGACCAUGACUCAGAGCCGGAAACCGAAAAUCGGCUUGCAGAUGCGAAUCUCUCAAACAUGGCAUAUUGGUUCGAGCGUAGCAACGCACCUAGCCCCGAGCAGCGACAGUCACGGCACAACGACAGAGAAAUACUACGGCAGAUCGAAACGGAGAGGUCCAUCCUCCAGCUCCAAGACCGCUUAGAGAGAAUGGAGAUGCAGAUCAAGCAUCUCACAAAUCGACUUGAUGCCCAAGAAACAGAGUGGAAGCUGGCUGUCGAGAGCAUACCGGUAUUGCUUGGGGCAAUCUAUGGCGAUCAAGAAGAAGAAGAAGAAGAAGAAGGAGAAGAAGAAGAAGAAGAAGAAGAAGAAGAAGAAGAAAAAGACGCCGACGACGACGACGAUGAGCCGUAUCAUACAUAUAGUGAAGGCUUGGACGAGUUUGAAAGCUCAGAUGAGAACGUGCCGUUAAGAGGUGGUAUGGGUGGCCGAGACGAAGACGAAGAGUUUGUGUACGACUAUGGAGGUUACACAAAUUGGGAUCAGGCGGAUUUACUGGCGCAGGGCGAGGUUGCAAGUAUCAAUGACAAGGACGAGAUUAUCCAGGAGCUGAGACAAAAGGUUGAACGAUUAGAGGAGCAGAUCCAUACGCUCACAGUAGCGGCGCACCGAGAGGAUCUCUUCCAACCAAUCGAUUUCAACAUAACGGCCAAGGACGGCGACAGUAAAGCAGCGAACAUUCCCCAGCAAACUCCUUCUGGUCCGAUCUUAACGUCCAUCUUCUAUCAAACGAAGAAGGGAGACAUAAAUAUCAACUUACGUGGCGGCAGUGACGAAGUAGAAUGUGAAGGCAAUGGCAGUUGCGAUCAUGCUAGCGCUGAAGUUCGUAGCUCCAUGUCAGUAUCACCGCAUCUUCUUUGCCAGCGAGCCACGUCACGAGUUGGAGAUUCGACGAUCAACUACAUUAUCGUAUACCUGCCUCCAGGGUUCAUCGUUCCCGAUUGCACGAAACCCGAGCUAGUCUUUCACAGCGCCGCGACGAUUUACUAUUUCCCUACAGGAGCAACAGAAGAAGUCGUGCAACAGGAAGCAUGGAAGCAGAAAGGUUGUGGUGAUGGGCAAUGGCAGGAUGUCGAGUUCCACAAGAUACAGUCAAAGCAAGUGUUCAAGAAAGCGAUUGCAGAUAUGUGGGAAAAGAUGGGACUUGGUUGGGAUACCCUGACACGGGGAUACUGGGACUUUGGUGAGAAGGAUAACGAUGGAGACAUGUAUAUGGUCAACGACAACAAUCUCUUUCUCAUGAACCGUACACGGGAGGUAGCUGUUCCACAUAUCCGUGGCGGAGCCGGCGACGAACCAAUCCAGACACCAUGGCCUACCGACGAAGACGACUUAUCAAAUGAGUUCAAGCGUAUCUACGAUAGCCUCAUGGACGAAGCCAGGAUCGCUCUCAUGACAGAUUCUCCAGAACAACGCGUACAAGCUUGGAUGACCGUGGCCACAGCGGCCGAAACGCGCAACUCCUCUCUCGGACGCGAACUUGAGACCUUUCGAGAGAUGAACGAUAGCCUCAUUCAAGAUCUACAGUGGCAUAUGGAUGUACAAGUGAACUUGGAGGAGCGGCUCGAGGCUGCAGAAGCAGACAAGAGGGCUAUGGCUGACGAGUACCAGAACCUUAGGACACUUCUUCAUCGUCUAGUGGCGGAUAGUGAUAUCCCUGUCGCUUGUACCUGUGGGGAAGAAACAAUUCCAGCUUACGAGGAUCGCAAUAGGUCACCGGUUCUGGCAACGAUACGAGGUGGUGACGAGGAAGCAUUGCUACAGACAAGACCGACGAGUGGUGCUGAGACCGGACAGAAUGCGGCAGCAACAGCACCAUCUGAUUCUCCUUGUUCGAGCACUGUUACUACAGCCAAGUCUUUCGUCUACUACCCACAAAGAUCUACAAUCGUUUUCCCCGAUACUCCUCCAUGUAUCUACCUAUUUCCCUACAAUUCCACAUUACUAGAGAUCUACGAGAUCCUCAAAAAGGGGUGUGGAAGAGAAGAUUUCCGAGAUGAUCCGCACAUUGCGCGCAUCUUGGAGAUUAUGAAGAUCCGCGAAGAUAUGGGUAUUUAUCUACCUGAAGAUGUGAGCGAUGAGCGAAUCACUAUUGAUAUACCAGAAAUUCUCACAGGGUGCCAACUGGAUUGCAAGACGAGAAUAGCUGCGUGGCAGGUGUUGGACGCAGAUGCGGGAAGCCUUGAGAAGCUCAUAGAAAAGCUUGAUUUUGAAUCGAGUACAGAUAAGUCGAACGGUGAUAUCCGGACUAAUAGUACGUCGAGCGAAGGAGAGAAGGACUAUUACCAAGACAUCGGGGACUUGGUGAACUCGUUUGAUGAUCCAGUCGAUACUGACAAUACGAUCGACUGGCUAAGAUCCUGCGCAUGCCAGACCCGUUCCGUGUACGGUCGCGAGUCGUACUAUAAGAUUCCUCAUCCGCAAUCACCAACUAUCUCUAAGCCACCACCUAUGGUAUCGGUCCGUGGCGGUGGUAGUGACCCAGAGUAUCGGUCUCAUACUCCAUAUAACCACCAAAAAUCUCCGCUCUAUUACCCACAACUGACUCCUCCGUCAAGCGCACCUCCGAACACCCCAGCGUCUUACAGCACUAUUGAGCCACCGCCUUGUCGCGUACUCAAAGCUGAAGAGAUUGCCAUUGGAAAAGGACCAUUGAGCCUACGACUUGGCCGUUUCAUGUUCCCUCCCAAAUUCAUGCAACAGCGUGAAGAUGAUAUCCGUCGCUUUGACUGGCAAUAUAUCAGGAGACUGAGCCCUCAGUUUAAGGACAAAAGCUCCAGAGGUUUCAGGUACACUAAAAGUGCACACUGUGAGGAGUGGGCUACACAAUUAGAUAAACAUCGAGAACAUUGCGACUAUUGCCAAGGAGUCUUUCUUGAAGAAGAAUAUGCCUCUGGUGACCAGAGCCUAAGGCAUGCAGAGGAGGCUCCGAAGCCGACGAGCGGAGCUCGUAGACCAUGGAAGAAGAGAAAUUUGCCGCAGAAGAGCGUUGUCGCAUCUGUGACCGCUAUUGUAGAGGAUGUCGAUCCGCGGUUGAGGGGUGGUGCCGGUAGCGAGGCAGAUCUUGAGUACGACAGCGAGGACUGGCGAUGUGAGUGGGAUGAUUUGGCCAGCCAAACGCAAAGCGCAGGCUACCGGCCUCGUGCUUUCCGCAACUCUAGUACCUUUUCCACGGAGAUAGUAACAUCUCCUCCCUCACCUGUUGAUCGCGCCGUCACGUUACGUCGCUGGCCUCAGCAACCAGACCUGUGCACUGCCAUGGAGUUUAUAAGAGACGGACCCACUAUAUCGAAGCUUGAAAGAAUGCAUAUGAAUACGUCAGAAGCACGUGCAGGUAAGUUACUCCUUUCACCGCGCUACAUUGGCUCUGACAACCUGACUGGAUCAAAGACUAGACACCCAGUGUUACUAGAAACAAGAGCAGCAAAGGGCGGAUUAGUUCGAGAGAGACCGUUCACGAGAUCCCGAUGCCUUCAACAUGGAACUUCCAAGGGUGUGUUUGUUCCAGAAAGCGACAGCGUGUUAGAUCUUAGAGCUGAGAGUUGGUUGAAGAACCCUCGGCCAGCUCCACCUCCGCCAUUCUAUCGCCGCUCUGCAUCAUCGAGCUAA